GUUGUCAUCUGUCAAUGUGGUUAAUUUUUAUCAGAUGUCUGUUACUAUAAUAUAACAAUAAACCAUGAUAACAACGGAUAAUGGGUGUUAUCAGUAAUUCAUUACAACAAUGUUAGCAAAAAAAUUGAUUAUUGAAGAAUAUUAACAAUGCACGCUGCUGUGAGAUCAUCCAAGAAAGACACUGCGGAAACGUUUACACGACAAGGAUCACUCAGAAAAGUUAUAUCUGUAGAACACAAGGAAAAUUUAUUCGGUCGUCAGAAUGAAGAUCUUAAUAAAAUGUACAAAAAGUUCCAUCAGGAGUAUGUCAUCUUGGCUGAAUACAAAAUGAUUCAGACUGAGAAUAUACAAGGUGUCUAUGUAAUUCCGUCCAGAGAAAACCCAUUUCUAUGGUUUGGUGUGAUUUUUGUCAGAAGUGGCCCUUAUGAAGACGGGAUUUUUCGUUUUAAUAUAGUUUUAGAUGAAAAUUUCCCUGAUAGUGAACACCCUAAAGUGACGUUUCUGUCAGAAAUAUUCCAUCCUGUGAUACAUCCACAAACUAAUGAAGUUCACCUUUUAAAGGCGUUUCCGACUUGGAAUAAGACCGAACAACAUAUCUGGCAAGUUUUGAAAUAUAUACACUGGAUUUUUUACAAUGUAGGCGCCAGUGUCCCCCACGCUGUCAACACUGAAGCAGCCGAUUUGUUCACCAAUAAUCAAGAGGCCUUUAAGAGUAAAGUCAGAGAUAUAGCCAAAUCCAGCCAAGAACACAUUUAUGAUGAACCGUCUAACGAAGACAAGCACUAUCUCAUAUUCGAGCCUUAUAACCCAGAAGUGCACGAACAAGCAAGGAGCACGAUGUUGACACAAAACACCGAAGAUGGAUCAAAGUGCGGUUUUUCUUGGGUUCUUCCAGGAAGCCUUAAACCUUUAGGUCGUCCACCAAGUCCGGAUUCGGAGAAUGAAUCAUGACCGGCGAUUUUUGUUUUCUAAAUUUUGCCUAGGAGUACAAUUUUUGUUUUACUUAUUAUCAAAAUUUUUAUUUUAUUUAGCAAUAUUUUUUCACAUGACAAUUGUGCUUUGAGCAAGGCUGUUAAAAUAGUUGUGUAAUUUUAGAUAUUUUUAUAUAUUGGCAAACAAUCAAAAGCAACGUGCAAUAUAAAGUUUAUUAAAUA
Molecule: messenger RNA, 1154 nt
Organism: Zophobas morio
Lineage: Eukaryota; Metazoa; Arthropoda; Insecta; Coleoptera; Tenebrionidae
Gene: peo
Product: pendolino
Exons: 6
Coding region: 148-951 (267 amino acids)
Source: RefSeq, a predicted model, not a curated record